This is a messenger RNA of Rhea pennata, 10439 nucleotides long. It is a transcript of the gene NHLRC2, whose product is annotated as NHL repeat containing 2. The coding region runs from base 247 to 2427 and encodes 726 amino acids. The record is from RefSeq and is a predicted model, not a curated record. The transcript is spliced from 11 exons. Lineage: Eukaryota; Metazoa; Chordata; Aves; Rheiformes; Rheidae. Gene Ontology annotation, molecular function: protein binding.
CUAGGGAUUGUCUUCGCGAAUAUGCUACUGCCGAGAAUAUGAGCGCUAUAUAAUAACGCGGGUUUAUUGGAGGCGGUCGCCCUUCAAGGCACACGGUUUAUUUCGUGUUUGUGAUUAGGGGAUUUUUUCUUUUUUUUUGAGCCCUUUUAAUUGCCUUCCCGGUGUUGCCGGAGCUGUCGAAUAUGGGAAGGGGAAAAGGCAGGGCAGAAAGGGCGGCGCUGCCCGUGCGCGGGCCCGGGAGGCGCCAUGGCGGCGGCGGGCCUGGCGGCGCUGCUGCCUGCCCAGACCCAGCUGGAGUACGCCCUGCUGGACGCCGACGCCGCUCAGGAGAAGGAGAACUUGGUCUACCAGUACCUGAAGAGGAUGGACAGCCGGGAGCGGGACCUGGCGGUGCCCGAGCUCGGCAGAGAUUUACAGUGGCUAAACACUGAAAGUCCCAUUUCUCUUCACAAAGACCUUUGUGGAAAAGUGGUGGUGUUGGAUUUUUUUACUUACUGCUGCAUCAAUUGUUUGCACUUGCUGCCUGAUCUCCAUGCCUUAGAGCACCAGUACUCUGAUAAAGAUGGUCUUGUUAUUAUUGGUGUCCACUCAGCAAAAUUCCCAAAUGAAAAAGUUUUGGAUAACAUUAAAAGUGCAGUUCUGAGGUAUAAUAUUACCCACCCAGUAGUAAAUGAUGCAGAUGCAGUACUUUGGCAUGAACUAGAAGUGUCCUGCUGGCCAACUCUUGUCAUUCUUGGGCCCCGUGGAAACAUGCUGUUUUCCCUUUUUGGAGAGGGACACAAAGAGAAGUUGUUUUUAUUUACUUCUAUAACACUAAAGUUCUACAAAGAGAAAGGACAAAUCAAAGAUAACAAUAUUGGAAUAAAGCUAUACAGAGACUCCCUCCCACAUUCUCCCUUGCUAUUUCCUGGCAAAGUGACUGUAGAUAAUUCAGGAGAAAGGUUGGUGAUAGCAGACACUGGACAUCACAGGAUUUUGGUUAUCCAGAAAAGUGGACAAAUUCUACACACUAUUGGAGGUCCAAACAGCGGAAGGAAAGAUGGAAGAUUUUCAGAGGCAACUUUCAACUCACCUCAAGGGAUUGCUAUAAAAAAUAAUAUUAUUUAUGUUGCUGAUACAGAAAAUCAUCUAAUUAGAAAGAUUGACCUAGAAUUAGAGAUGGUGAGCACUGUAGCAGGUGUUGGGAUACAAGGUGAUGACAAGGAAGGUGGAGCAAAAGGAGAAGAACAGCCCAUCAGCUCUCCAUGGGAUGUGGCCUUCGGAAAUUCAGUUUCAGGCACCCAGGAAGACGAUGUUUUAUGGAUAGCCAUGGCAGGCACUCAUCAGAUCUGGGCACUGAUGUUGGAAGGUGGGAAACUACCAAAGGGAAGCAAUUUAAAGAAAGGAACCUGCAUUCGAUUUGCUGGGAGUGGGAAUGAAGAGAACAGAAACAAUGCAUACCCGCAUAAGGCAGGCUUUGCACAGCCUUCAGGUCUGUCUCUGGCUUCUGAGGAUCCAUGGAAUUGCCUUUUUGUAGUAGAUAGCGAGAGCAGCGCUGUGCGAACAAUCUCUCUGAAAGAUGGAGCAGUGAAGCACCUUGUAGGAGGAGAGAGAGAUCCACUGAAUUUGUUUGCCUUUGGUGAUAUGGAUGGAGCAGGCAUAAAUGCAAAGUUGCAGCAUCCCCUAGGAGUAACAUGGGACAAGAAAAGAAAACUGCUCUAUGUGGCUGAUUCCUAUAAUCAUAAGAUUAAAGUUGUAGAUCCCAGAACGAAGAACUGCGCCACUCUGGCAGGCACAGGAGAAGCAAGCAAUGUUACUGCUUUCAACUUUACACAGUCAACUUUCAAUGAACCAGGAGGCUUAUGUGUUGAGGAAAAUGGCCGCUUGAUGUAUGUUGCAGACACAAAUAAUCAUCAGAUUAAAGUGCUGGAUUUGGAAACAAAAAUUCUUUCCGUGUUGCCUGUCCUGAAUCCAGAAGCAUGUGAUGUUCCAGAUCAUCUUUCUGUACAAGGGGAUAAGAUAGCAAACCUUCCAAAACUGCCUAAAUCUGCACCAAACAUUCAACUUCCUUCACUGGCUGUAACUCCUGGCCAGACAAUUCAAUUUCUGUUAAAGUUGACUCUUCCUGCAGAUACAAAACUGCAUGAAGAAGCACCUAGUUCCUGGUUCAUCACAGCAGAAGAUAAUGCAUGGUUGCUUCAAGGACAGUGCCUGUCUGGAGGAAUUAAGGAUGUUUCCUGUCAAACUCUCAUUCCCUUUCAGUUACCCAGUAGCUGUCUAUCAGCUGAAGCUAUCCUGGCUAUCAAAGCAUGCCUCUAUUACUGCAGCAAAGAUAGCAGUGCCUGUAUGAUGAAAGGAAUCUCAUUCAGUCAGCCUUUACAGAUAGCUAAUACAAACCGAGGUAGUUUGACUCAAGUUGAACUGACGUACUCAUUUUUAACUAACUAAUACAAAGACAACUAAUUUCAUACUUUAUUUUAGCGUUUGAUGUUUCUGUAGGAAAAAAUACAAAAAGAUAACUUCUCUCCACUGCUCAUUUUCCUACAGCUUAUGAAGAAGCUAAGUAAUAUGCUUGAUAAAUCGAAGUAUAAUUCCUCACAAUUUAACAUGAAAAUGUAUAAUCACCACCUCAGUUCUUUUCAUUACUGUAGCAGCAAUAAUGCAGUAACACUCUAGAUUCUGUUGCGUUGUGAACAUUAUGCCAUUUGGAGCAAAGAGGAACUAUUUCAAGAGUACUUUUGGAAGAAGUAGUAUUUCUUUGUGAUAUUACUGUAAUAAGUUCUUUGCACUGUGUGUACCGGUAGAACAGCUAGAUCGUUUGAACCAGCAGUGCAAACUGCUUUCAUGCCCUUGAUUUCUAACAGAAUGUCACAACCAGUGCUUGCUUUCUCCAGGUUAUAAAAGAAUUUUUCUUAUUUUUCAAUGUUGGCAUUUAUGAUGUAUGUAUUUUGAAAACACAUCUUAAACUAGGUGCAGCUUUAAUUUUAUGCAAACUGUGUUUUACUUAACUAGAUAUGACCGCCUUAUAUGAAAAGCACAGUUUCAUGAAAAAAAUUCUGUGAAAGAACGUGUUUAAGUCCUUCAGAAGCAUUUCAUACUGAUUUCUAACAAAAAAUGUGCCUCUCUCUAAUGUGUGUAUUAAAAACAUGUCAGAGUUUUCCUGUUAUCUACCCAUUUACAUUUUAUAGUAAAUUGUAGGUAAUAGUUGACUAUCUAAACCACAAAAAUUAAGCAUCAGACAUUUCAAGAAGGUAAAUCACCAGUUCUUCCCCCUUCUGUGAUUCCUGUGGAAAGACCUGUCUUGCGAACGCUUAUGGUUAAGAAUGGUAUUGUACUCUUGAAAUCUAAUUCAAAGCCUUUUAAGUCAUUUGUUAUAGUGGCCUCUCAACCAGAACCAUACAUUUAAUGGUGGAUUAUUCACAUUCAUAUUCAUUUGUGCAGGAUCUGAGCUUUUGCUAGUAAACUGGUAUUCUAGUCUUUGAACAAGGAACUUUAAAACUGUAUUCCAAAAGCAUUCAAAACUGCAUUCUGCCUUUGCUGUUUAAAUGUUUUGCAAGUAAAAUCCUAUCAAUUUGCCAUAGCAUAUAGCAGGAAUACUGGAGUGUGUGUGAGUUUGAAUUGGUAGGGUUUCCACUAGGCUUCAGUGAUGCUUAGAUUGGGCUCAGUGCUUGAAUCAUGAAGAUCCGUUCUAAAAAGAUGAAUUUAUCCAAAGUUUGAAGAUGCACUUUUUACAUAUGUUUUGAAGAUAGACUUUUAUAUAUAUUAUGAAGCACCACAGUAGUGAAAGAAUUAAAUAGCUUUUUCUAAAAAAAAAAAAAAAAAAAAAAAAAAAAAAAAAAAAAAAAAAGAAGAAGAGAGAGAGAGAGAAAGCCAUUGCUCCUGACAUCUGUCAGUAAAUCCUCAGUAUGAUUUGUUGUUGCUCUUUGCUACUUAGAAGCUGAUUGAAAUGUUGGUCAUGAACUUAAGAGACUUUUGUUUUAAGGAAACCAUAUGCACUGGUGUGUUUUCCUUCCAUUGAAAUGCCAGCCAAUCUGUGAGCUCUGUAGUACAAGAAAUGAUAAUUAUCUCAUCUGUUAACAAGGCAAGGACUGAGAUAUUAUUUUUCUUGUGUUUUUUAAGCAACUUUUCUGGUAUAGCCUUUCAGUUUACAUGUAGUCUUGAGGAACAAGAUUUCCUACUUUGUUCACAGUUUGUAAAUACUAUUUGAAAGAUGAAAGCAAAGAAACUGAUCCAGAUUUUUUUUUUUUUUUUUUUUUUAGUAAAACUCCUUCUUUCUGAAAUGCUUUUUGGUUAACUUUGGAUGGUAGCCAGGAAGCCUUAGGUUAGCUUCCAAUCAGUUCAUACUUUUUCUAUUGCUUACUGAAAAAAACAAACACUAGUUUCACGAAUUCAAAAUGCUCAAUUCAGCUUUUACUGUUAUCUUGAGUAUAUCACUCAACAGAUAGAUUUGUUCUCUAAAUUCCAACUAGAAUUAUUUGAUAUUUGUCUAUUUGGCAAGAUAAUCAAAUUUGACCUGUUUAACUUCCUGUAUUCAAAAAAGUAAUCCAUAUGUCAAUAUAUGUUACCUUAGUGGCACUUUUUAACAUAUUGUUGAAGGGGGAAAAAUUGUAUUCCUACCUUUCAUUUAAAUAUAAUAUGUAGCAUUUAAAUACAGUAUUGUAGAUACAUUUUCUAUCCAAACAUGCACACAUUUGCACAUUUAGAUAAAUGUGCAUAGAUGUGUGCUUAAGGGUCAUAGCUGUUUUGUUUUUUCAAGUCUCAACUUAGAGUUAUUGUAUAUUUGCAUACUCAGAACCACUGUAAGCUUAUUGGGAGAGGACGUGAGUAGCAGCAGGAAAACUGUUGGGUAAAAUCAAGCUGAAGUCCUGGAUGUGACAGUAAAGGACCUUUAAAUAUUUAGUCAUGGCCAAAUUUUAAUAACUGUAUUCCAGUGAAAACAAUUACCGCUUAACUAGCAAAGGACAGGAAUAUAUCCAUUUGGACCAAGUUUUUCUUUCUCUUUUCUUUUAAGUCCAUGUCUUGCAGCAGUGAACUGAAUGUGAAAACAAUUUGGUGAUGCUAGUCCAGCACCAAAAGCUUUUUCAUUAAAUUUAAGAACUAUUCUCUGCUUCCCUCAUGCAUUUUUCAUGAGCUUUGUAAAGAUACUAUAUCCUUGCUACUGUUUUGCUUUCACUGCUAUAAUGUUUUUAUGCUAAAAAUAGAAAACAGAGGCAGAAGGUGUGGUUCCGUCUCAAAAAGACAUACCACCUAUUAUUUAGAAGAAAAGCUAUAUGUUGGAGAUAGCAGAAUCUGGUGGAUUUUCCUACCCAGAUCAAUUCCUCCUGGUCCAGUCAGUAGCAAUGCUGAACAUGCGCUCCUAGUAGGUACACUUAUGUGUAUGUGUACAGAAUACACUGUAUACAGACUACACACACAGGCAGCUGCAUAGACCAGCACAGCCAGAGGGAUGUCAUUUACUGACACCCUCCUAAACAGACACAGCAUUCGCGAAAAAAGGAACAGCAUGAACAGCCCCCUCUUUGGAUGAUCAGGAUUGAAGUGGAAUGUAUUUGUAUUGAGAGAUGUAUGUAUAUACAUGUGUGUGUGUGUGUGUGUAUAUGUGUACACCUACAUACAUUAUGGGAUUCUUCAGUAAUUGCUCUUAGGCACUUGAUCUAUCCAGUAGCUGGCCUCCAGGCUCCUCCAGCCACUGGCACCUGAAAGUGUGAGCCCCUGUGGUUUGUUUCCCCUCCAGUUGUUGCUCAGCGCUCUUCUCUAGCUCACUGGCUAGUCUGUCCUGAAGCUUUUAUAGCAUACACACAUAGAGUAGAGAAUACACCUCCCUCCAGAAUAGUUGAAAGUAGAAUUUAAUACAAAUGUAUGCUAGACUGGUGAUCAAACUACAAGACUUGAUCAAGACAAGUGCUGAACAGUCAUGUUUAUACUCAACUAGCCUUUUUUAUCCUCUUUUCCCUGUACCUUCCUGUGCUUGUUCCUCCUCACUCCACCUGGAUCCCUCCCUUUCCUGACCUUUGAUCUUCCCCUAAACAUCCUGUAGUAAGUUUUGUACUUAAGGGACCCUAAGUCCCUUUAAAGCACCCCAAAAACAUAGUCCUGAAAUGCUUUUUCUCCCACACCCCGUAGUAAGUCACCCUAUACCCUACAUUAGCCCUAAUGCUUGCUCUCCUAGAAAGCUUUUUUUUAUGAAGGAAUAUAUAAAAGUACCAUUAGAACAUCUUAGGAAUUGUAAUUUAAUUACAGUAUGAUUAUUUUUUAUUAGAAAAAAACAGGAGGGAAGAUGAUAUGUUUUAUUAACUUUUUCAUAUUGUUUGAAUUCAAUAAUAUCUUCAUAUAGUUUGUUUCUUUAUGUUGAAAAAGGGUUGGGAAGGAUACUGGCUGUGUGAGCUUAUUGAUGUAAGCAUAUUUCAUGCGUAUGUAUUUAGUUGAUUUCCUUUCUGCGUUCUCUUCUCACAUGUUAUUUUGGGCUGUUCUGUUGGAUGCAUCCUGUCAUAGUCACUGUUUUGCCCCUCAUGUCUUCCACUUGUAGAACCUUGUGCUUGUAUAAUACUACAGCAAUGUAGUGAUUCAAAGCAAGUACAAACCAGAUGUGUGAUACACAAGAAGGUAGUUUUAUAGCAUCGUAUAAAUCUGCUAUAAAUCUGAGAAAAGGUAUAUAUGGGUUUCAGUAUAUUGUAUAUAUUCUUAAUGCACUUUUCUUUCCAGUGGGCAAAUCUUGUAGUUGAAACUAUGGGUAAAAGUAUUAUUUGUGAGAACAUAGAGAGAAAUAUAUUCCUUAUCUAUUGCUCAGAAAAGGGAGAUGAUCAGAAUCAAGUGAUUUUCCUUCUUGUAUGGGGAAAUGUCAUUCCAUUCAUUUGAUUAUUGUUUAUUUAAGCAAAGAUAGAGGUAUUACUGACUGCUUUUGCAAAUUUUCUUGAAUUUUUCGUUCCUAACAAGGUUUGUUACAUAGAUGAAGCACUUAAAACUCUACAAAGUCAAAAAUUAUUUAGCUGAAAGAACUUACAAAUAUCUCUGCUAUUGUCUGCUAAAUUAUUACAGUCUUAUGAUGCUUAACUUUCAAAAAUCACUGUUACUCAUUAACACUUACCUCAAAGGUACAUUGCAGCUAAGGUCCCACAGAAGUGUAUGCGUAAACUGUGUGUUGCAAGUCAAAAGGAAGUUUUCCUUCUUGUAUAACAUGUGACAGAUGUUGUAACAGGCCAUGUGCAUGUGUUCUCCAGGCAGCAGUUAUGUUACCUGAGGAAUUUACCACACAAAGCAGCUUAUCACCUGCCCUUCCUGACAGUAACUCUCUGCGUAGAUCUGCCAGAAGAGUUGUUCAUAUAAUCAAUUAAAAUAAUUCAUAUAUGUUAGCAAAAAUCUAGUAUUUUAAGUGAAAUUUAAUAAUUUGCAUUGGAAUAGGUUUGUUGGGGAUUAAAUGAGCUUGUUUGUCCCCAGAUAGAAAGCUGGAAGAAUGCUGACAGUUAUGGAUGGUAACCUUUACAGUCAUGCAAAAGUGAGACGUGGUUAUUUUGAAUUAUUCUGCCACGUCUGUAUUUGUAUUCUACAGCAGAUCAUAAAUAUAAAAAGAUUUCCAACAAUAUUUCUAUUUUCAGUUAUGUUCAUAUAAUCAAACUUGACCACUGUCUUCUGUCAGAACCACCUGUUCCUGUUUUUUGCAGUUUCUGUACUCUUAUAUGUAAAAUCACUUGCUCCUGUUAGGGAUUCGAUUUCCAGGUUUAUUUUGGCUUCUUUGUCAUAAAAUUGUUGUGUGGGGUUUUGGUUAGGCUUUCCUAACCAUUUCCCACAAGGGUGAAGUCCAGCCAGUUUCUUGAUACCUCAGAGGGUACAAAGCAGGACAGUUACCUUGUCCACUUUUCCCUGCUCCUGCUUUAGGGAGGCGGAUGUAAAUAGACAGUGCAGUAGGGCUGUUCCAUAUAAAGCUGAUGUUCUCUGGCAGUGCACGCACAGUGGUGCAAAUGAGUUGAGAGUGUGAGGAUGAGCUACACCAUGACAGUGAUUCUCAAAAUGUAUAGACUCAGUUUCUGAGAUUAGCUACUUCCAAGGUCCUGUUUACAUUCUUUACAAUCUUGCUCUGUACUGAAGGCAGCAAUGUUGCUCUUACUCUGACUGCAGAAAUCUGCCAUCAUCUGAUCCAAUAAGUAUUCUUUAUCUUGAGAUAAUUACAGGUAAUAAUUACUGAAAUCUAGGUGAUAUCUGGACACUCCCCCACUGUUCUAGGUAGCAUUUGAAUAAGAUUAUGUUCUCAUGUCAGCUUCAUGAAGCUUUGUACUGAUGCAGCUACCAUCAGCAUUUUUACCAUUGCCUUACUAUACGGUAAGAUGGUACAGUUGUUUCGAGACCUCCCAGAGAGUCCCAGCAAACUUGAGUGGCCUAUGCAGGGAUUUUGAUGGCUCUCAGUUUCAGGAAACUUCAGUGUUACAGAAAAUACUUUGAGUAAUAGGUGAUUUGAAAGAUACUCCAGCUUGCUUUCUUGGUGCAGAUUUUGCUUUUUAUUGGAGGUUAGCAUAUUUGUGUCGCAGCUGAAAAGCUAAAAACCGUGGGUUUAAGUUGGGGACUGUCUGUGCAGCUAUAACUACUAUUACGAUUGUCUACUGUAUCUCUUCUCUCUUCAUCCAUUGCUUUCAAGCAUACUGGAGAACAUUUUGUCCAACUGCAGGCCCCAGGGCUAAGCAGAAGAGUUGCAAGUGUUUUUCAAAUCUUACCUGGUUCGUUUUGCAACAUUGACAAUUUUAAGUUAAAGAAACACCACUUGUAAAAAUCUGUUCUUAAGUCUACCUUAAUUUAAUGAAAUUUAAUGUUUUGGACUCAACAUUCCUCAGUUAAGCAAUAUUGCACACAAAACUUCUCCCCUUUGGAGUAAGUAUUUAGAAACACAACCUAUCUGGCUGUUAACAGACGUCAUAGUAAACAAGAUGACUUCCCAGUUUGAUUUUACAUUACCUGCAUUUAAACAAUCCAGUCCAGUAAUCUGUCCUGAGAGUUGUCUAUAUCGGAUAACUGACUUCCAAAUUAAAAAAAAAAAAAUGGAGUUGAGACUAAAGUGGAGGAACAAAACUACUAAGUGUUUUACACGUUUAAAUGUUUAACUUCAAAGUUAUCCAAUUUCAUUUUUUAAAGGAGGAUUAAUGCAAUAAAAACUUUCUCAUAUGUAAUCAUUGUACGUUUGUUAAAACCUGUAAUGGGCUUAUUUGAUUUUAUAAGGGCACUAAUAAAAAUGAGAUAAUUGUGAAACUGUAGGUGAAAUCCUGGCUUUUUAAGGUUAAUGGUAAAUAUCUUUUGGGCUAGUAGUUCAGCCUCAGAUCAAAAUAUCACGUUUUCCUUAAGUCAUGAUGACUGAAUAAAAUAUCAGUGCCUUAAAAUAUUUGAAUGCAUAUAUUUACAGAACUGCUGGAGUAUUGUUUGAAAUAUAGUAUUCAUUUAACCUUCAUGGUUUGUAAAUUUGGAAUUUUUUUAAUUCUAUAUUAAUUUGGAAACUGUUAAGAAUUUUCCCUCUUCAUUAGAUUUUUCAAUGAAGUAGAAAGGAAAAUGCUUUCUGUUCAAUCUGUUCUUACUAAGUAUUUUUCUGUAAAACAUUUUUUUAUCAGUUUGUGAACCUGCUUCUGAGACUGUUCUUACAUUUUUAUGCACACUUCAAAACACAUUUGGCAGGGAGAUUGCAAAAAUCUUGCUGAAAUUCUGAUUUGAGUAAAAUGAAGGACAAAACUUUCAUUGAUCUAAAAGGGUGAAGAUUGUUACCUUGGUAUUUGGGUGUGAGAGGUUUGUUUUAGGGUUGUUUUGUUGUUGUUUUUUUUACUUGUUCUGAAGAACAGCAAAGAUGCUGUAAAUGGCAGAGGGUUGUGCAUACAGGCAGCUAUGAAGGGUCAGGUUCUCUCACUGUGUAAAACCAUAUAACUUCAUUUAAAUUCUGAUGUUGGGAUGUCUGAAAAUCGCAGCAGUUUACCACUGGUGAAGAAAGUCACAUUUGAGCACUUAACACCCUAUAAAUGUCUCAGUGUUGUUUAUGGGGAAAGGGGGGGGGGGAUUUUCUUUUGUUUUCCUUUCUGGAGUGUUGCAUUGUGGACAUUGGAAUAUUUUUGUUGCUGUUUAAGAUACUAAACAUCUGUUUUUCCAUUACAUGUGAUGCAAAGCCUUUUAAAAAUCUGAAUAUUUGAAAGAUGUUUUAUAUUUACCGCUGUGAAGUGUACACAGAAUUAAACUGAAGGCACUUCAUCUGCAGUGGAUACAGUUGUUCACAUGUAGCAUUACCUAAUAGAAUUGUUAACAACGUCCAAGGAUUAUAGUCCUUUUAAAUAAAAGGUAUACAUCCUGUAAUAUUAUGAGAUGAAAUACACUGUAGAAGUUGCAGCCUCAGAUAUAAAUUUGACAAAUAAACAGUGAUUAAAGAAUGUACUUUUUCUCUAGUAAAACAUGCUUCUCCCUGUAAAGCUUUUUUGUGGAAAAAUAAACAUUGAAAAAAAUUA